AUGGCAUCACCAACCCAGUCCCUUACCCCAGUCUCAGAAAAUCGCAUUCUGCAUGUCAAGACAUGCCCUCGAUCUUGCGACAAGGCUGGCAGCGAUCUCGAAGAAUGGAGCCACUUUCACGACUUGGAAGGCCUCGCUGUCUGUCCCGAGCCGGUUCUCCUCUCCUUCAACCUCUACACGCCGCUUGAUGAUCCCAAGUCCGUCAUCAGCAUCCGUGCCUGCACUCUCGGUGAUGCCUCUACCGAGGACAACUUCCUCGCUGAGACGGAGUAUGUGGCCCCGGAUGCCAAGGGCGAGACCAAUUUUGGCCCCGAUGGACCCUCCCGUCGCAGUAUCAACGAAACGGUCGUCGGGGACGGGGCCACUUGCGGCUUGGACACUCCCAACAACACCAAGGUCACGGCUCUGCUCUCGUCGUGGGAUGCUGGCCGCGACAUCUCAGAUGCUGGUCUUACUACGCCGGCUGCUGAGUCUAAUGAGAACACCAAGCCCGACGUUGGGCGCGCCAUCGAACACUUGUCGACCCAUGUUAGUAAAGACAAGAGCUGCGAUGAGCUCAUCACUUUUGCCUAUCUCCGCGGUACCCUCGUUGGCCUGUACGCGGGAGGCCUUAUCGACAAGAAAAAAACAUCCGCAUCCAUGCUGAAGAAGCUGGCCAGCGAGAUGAAGGGAGCCUCCUCGCCCACGGCUCGCAAGGCCCUUGAAGUCUGCGGCGGUCAUCGAUCGUCAGCCGAUACCUUUGGUGUCGUGGCCGACGGCAGUGGUGAUUUUGCCGCCGUUCAGAAGAUCAUGAAGACGUGGAGCAACGGCCAAUGCAUGUCAGACAAGCCUGAGGUCAACAGCACACCCCUCAAGGAUAGCGACUUGUGGUCUUUUGACCUGUCGCCUCCCAUCGAAUCCUCGACCUCGGCCGGACGCCUUCGCAAGAGGGCCGACUGCCGCAGCAUCCGUGUUGUGGACAACGACGAUUGCGGCAAGCUGGCAUCGCGCUGCGGCAUUGGUGGAGCAGCCUUUGAGAGCUUCAACAGGGGAACAUCUAACCUCUGCUCGACGCUCAAGCCCGGCCAGCCCGUGUGCUGCUCAUCCGGUACCUUGCCUGACGUCAAGCCCAAGCCCCAGGCUGACGGUUCGUGCGCUACAUACGCCGUCGAAGCCAACGAGGGCUGCGCGGCUGUAGCAGCCAAGCACGGCCUCAAAGAGCAGGACCUCGAGAAGAUGAACGAGAAGACCUGGGGCUGGGAUGGCUGUGCUGGAGGCCUCGGUCUCAAGCAGCGCAUAUGUGUCAGCUCUGGCAAGCCGGCCAUCCCAGCGUCGUACCCGGACGCGCAGUGUGGCCCUACCAAGCCCGGGUCCAAGCUACCGACGGACGGCACAUCCCUCGCCGACAUCAAUCCUUGCCCGCUCAAGGUCUGCUGCAACGUGUGGGGUAACUGCGGAACGACGUCCGAUUUCUGCACCAUCUCCAAGACGGCCACGGGCAACCCUGGCACGUCCAAGCCCGGCGAGAACGGCUGCCAGUCAAGUUGCGGCACCAAGAUUGUCAACAACUCGAAGAAGCCGGCCCAGUUCCGCAAGAUUGCCUACUAUGAGGCCUGGAACUUCAAGCGUCCGUGCCUCAACAUGAACGUCCUCGACGUGGACCGGUCUUACACUCACGUCCACUUUGCCUUUGCCGAGAUUUCAUCCAGCAUGCAAGUCGUCAUCCCCGAUGACCAGAAGAAGCAAUGGGAUCUCUUUGUGGCGGCCAAGGACUAUCCCAAGAAGAUCCUCGCCUUUGGCGGCUGGGCCUUCUCCAAUGAAGGCCCCGGUGCCGGUCUGUUCCGUCAGGCUGUCAGCCCUGGAAAUCGGGGGGCCUUUUCUGACCGCGUGGUCAAGUUUGCCAAAGACAACGGCCUCUCGGGCCUCGACUUUGACUGGGAGUACCCCGGUGCCACCGAUAUUGAAGGCUCGCCUCCCGGUCAGGCGGAGGACGGCGAGAACUACUACCAGUUCCUCAAGCUCGUUCGCUCCAAGCUGCCCUCGGACAUGACACUUUCCAUUGCCGCAGCGUCUUCAUACUGGUAUCUCCGCAGCUUCCCCAUUGAGAAGAUGGCCGAGGUGCUCGACUACAUUGUCUACAUGACGUACGACUUUCAUGGACAGUGGGACGUCGGCAACAAGUGGGCGAUGCCGGGCUGUGACUCUGGCACGUGUCUACGCUCCCAUGUCAACUCGACAACGACCCAAGACAGCCUCGUCAUGAUCACAAAGGCCGGCGUGCCGACACACAAGAUUGUCGUCGGUGUCACAAGCUACGGUCGCUCCUUCAAGAUGUCCGACGCGGGUUGCCGUGGACCGCAGUGUACGUUCCUGGGUGCUCGCAACCAGUCGCCUGCCAAAAAGGGUCGUUGCACCGGUGAGGGGGGCUAUAUCUCCAAUUUCGAGAUUGAUGAAAUUAUCAAGAAGGGUGGUGCUAUCAAGUCGUGGUAUGACGCCGAAACGGACUCGGAUUACCUCGUCUACGAACGCGUCGAGUGGGUGGCCUACAUGACGGAGACGACCAAGAGCCGACGCAUCAGCUACUAUGAGUCUCUCAACAUGGGCGGCACUUCUGACUGGGCUGUCGAUCUCCAGGGUGAGGGCGAGCGUGGCGAGGAUGAUGGUGAGGACAGUGACUACGAGCCGGAUCCCAACGACGACAAGUCGCUCGAGCCGUGUCCGUACUCACCAACGACCAUGGACAACAUCUACAACCUCGACUUUAGGAACGAGAUACCACCCCACUGCGUGGGCAAGUACCUCAUCCCCGUGCUGCAUAGCAUGCUUAAGGAGGUCAAGAAGCGCUUCGAGGAGAUCCUCGGCGACGGUUACGACAAGUACUUCCGCUUGUAUGCCGAUCACGUCUUCACGAACCGUCACGAGGCUCUCUGGCAGCUCAUGAUGGACGAGGGCAACGACUACUUCAACUGCGAGAUCUUCUCCAAGUUCCCCUGCUGUCCCGGGUGCGAGGACCUCAACCGCCACAACUGCCAUAACUGCAUCAACGACUGCGAUGUCAAAGGGAGUGGACACCCGGGCUGGGAGUGGCGCAAGAAGAAGAUGCCCUGCCCUCCCGACUACUCGAAGCGCGGCAUGGAUCCCUCGAAGUACUAUAUGGCAUCGAUCUUCUGGGACUACAAGAGCGACGAGACGAAGAAGGACUUUGUCAACGAGAUCUCGACCGUCGUCGGCGUUGGUGAGGAAGACAUCUAUUACCCCGAGCACCGCCCCCAUUAUAAAUCAAGGCUCGCCAUUGAGAUGUGCUUCGGCAGCCAGCCCGGCGGCGACACGUCGUACGAAGCCAUGAAGGGCGAUUGCCAAGGCGAGCACUGGUGGCACAAUGCCCCGACCAUUGGCACCGGCUUCACUGUUGAGGACAUUUUCAACCCCAAGACGGAGAUCAGCUCGACCCUCAAGAACGUCAACAUUGAGAGUAUCCUCGCCGAGUACGAGCUGUCCGUGACCGCCGAUGAGUACGACGGGGACUCCUUUGACCUCAUCGACGCCCUUGUCCUGCCCAUCUUCAUGAUGUACUCGGGUCUCGAACACAUGGAAAACGUCGUCGAGAUGGGCAAAGACAUUGAGGAGGCCAACAAAAUCGCCCUCAUCACGAAUCUCCUCUCGGCCGUGCUCCUCGUCGUCGGCGGCUUCGGCGGCGUCGCGGCCGGUGCCGCCUCAACGGGCCUGCGUCUCCUCGGCCGCACGCUUGUGAGCCUCUCCGAGGCCGGAAACACUGGUCUCGGUCUCUACACGGCCGUGAGCGAUCCCAAGACCAUUCCUCUCCUCAUCUUUGGUCUCAUCAUGAGCGGCACCAACCUCCGUAGCGCCACCAACGUUGGCAAGGCGGCCAAGUUGAGGCGUGACAUGAGCGCUGAACAGAUUGCGCGCAUCAGCCCCCAGGCCAGCAAGAUGGCUGGCAUCGCAUCCAGCGCUCAGAAGAGGCCCCCCAAGCUUGACCUUUGCCGGUAUGCUUAG
Molecule: messenger RNA, 3993 nt
Organism: Verticillium dahliae VdLs.17
Lineage: Eukaryota; Fungi; Ascomycota; Sordariomycetes; Glomerellales; Plectosphaerellaceae
Product: killer toxin subunits alpha/beta
Exons: 1
Coding region: 1-3993 (1330 amino acids)
Biological process (GO): carbohydrate metabolic process
Molecular function (GO): chitin binding
Source: RefSeq, a predicted model, not a curated record